UGAUCCUUAGUGCUUAAUAAAUACCUGUUGAAUGAUAGAAAGUAGUGUCCACCAUUACUGGUAAUAAUGGGACUGUGUGAAAUUGCUGAACACUGUGAGGUAUUAUAGACAAAAUUGUGUGUAUGUGUGUGUGUGUGAGAGAGAGAGAGAGAGACAGAGAGAUAAGUACAAAAGGAAUAUCUGACUUUUGUAUUUUAGGACGAAGGUCUUUAGAUUUAAGGGAAGACAACAGAAUGGAUUAGAAUGGAACUGAAACAAUCCUGCAAAAACAUCUAAUGGGCGGCACCAAAGGUUCUCUUCUAAUGUGAGGCUAGUUUAAUCUGAAUGAAUCUGGUCUGGACCUGGGAGCUGGUUAAUUUGGAUUUUCUUACCUCAGGCCUAAGAUAGAGGAAGGAAUCAACAGCUUGGAGAUUCGACCAAGUGAUCUGGCGGGAUGGGCAUUUGCCUGAUAUGUUUUAUAGAGGAAUUGGAUGGAAUAAGUGAUUAAGGUGAUAUUGAGGGUCUCUGAAGCCUGUGAAAGGUAGAAACUCAACCAUGAUUUCUUUUUCAACUCUACAGCAUUCCCUUCCUUGAAGUCUUCAUUUUUAUCUUAGUCUCAGGCAGUUAUACUUAAGCAUGAACAUUGACGACAAACUGGAAGGAUUAUUUCUUAAAUGUGGCGGCAUAGACGAAAUGCAGUCUUCCAGGGCAAUGGUUGUAAUGGGUGGAGUGUCUGGCCAGUCUACCGUGUCUGGGGAACUGCAGGAGUCGGUGCUUCAAGAUCGAAGUAUGCCUCACCAGGAGAUCCUUGCUGCAGAUGAAGUGUUACAAGAAAGUGAAAUGAGACAACAGGAUAUGAUACCACAUGAUGAACUCAUGGUCCAUGAGGAGACAGUGAAAAAUGACGAAGAGCAGAUGGAAACACAUGAAAGACUCCCUCAAGGACUACAGUAUGCACUUAAUGUACCUAUAAGUGUAAAGCAGGAAAUUACUUUUACUGAUGUAUCUGAGCAGCUGAUGAGAGACAAAAAGCAAAUCAGAGAGCCAGUAGACUUACAGAAAAAGAAGAAACGGAAACAACGUUCUCCUGCAAAAAUCCUUACAAUAAAUGAGGAUGGAUCACUUGGUUUGAAAACCCCUAAAUCUCAUGUUUGUGAGCACUGCAAUGCUGCCUUUAGAACGAACUAUCACUUACAGAGACAUGUCUUCAUUCAUACAGGUGAAAAACCAUUUCAAUGUAGUCAAUGUGACAUGCGUUUCAUACAGAAGUACCUGCUACAGAGACAUGAGAAGAUUCAUACUGGUGAAAAACCAUUUCGCUGUGAUGAAUGUGGUAUGAGAUUCAUUCAAAAAUAUCAUAUGGAAAGGCAUAAGAGGACUCAUAGUGGAGAAAAACCUUACCAGUGUGAAUACUGUUUACAGUAUUUUUCCAGAACAGAUCGUGUAUUGAAACAUAAACGUAUGUGCCAUGAAAAUCAUGACAAAAAACUGAACAGAUGUGCCAUCAAAGGUGGCCUUCUGACAUCCGAGGAAGAUUCUGGCUUUUCUACAUCACCAAAAGAUAACUCACUGCCAAAAAAGAAAAGGCAGAAAACUGAGAAAAAAUCAUCUGGGAUGGACAAAGAGAGUUCUUUGGACAAAUCUGACCUGAAGAAGGACAAAAAUGAUUACUUGCCCCUUUACUCGUCAAGUACUAAAGUAAAAGAUGAGUAUAUGGUAGCAGAGUAUGCUGUUGAAAUGCCACACUCUUCGGUUGGGGGAUCCCAUUUAGAAGAUGCCUCAGGGGAAAUACAUCCACCUAAGCUGGUUCUCAAAAAAAUUAAUAGUAAGAGAAGUCUGAAACAGCCUCUGGAGCAAAAUCAAACAAUUUCACCUUUAUCCACUUAUGAAGAGAGCAAAGUUUCAAAGUAUGCUUUUGAACUUGUGGACAAACAGGCUUUACUGGACUCAGAAGGCAAUGCCGACAUUGACCAGGUUGACAAUUUGCAAGAGGGGCCCAGUAAACCUGUGCACAGCAGCACUAAUUAUGAUGAUGCCAUGCAGUUUUUGAAGAAGAAGCGGUAUCUUCAGGCAGCAAGUAACAACAGUAGGGAGUAUGCGCUGAAUGUGGGUACCAUAGCUUCUCAGCCUUCCGUGACGCAGGCGGCUGUGGCAAGUGUCAUUGAUGAGAGCACCACAGCAUCCAUCUUAGAUUCACAGGCACUGAAUGUGGAGAUAAAGAGCAAUCAUGACAAAAAUGUUAUUCCAGAUGAAGUACUACAGACCCUGUUGGAUCACUAUUCCCAUAAAGCUAAUGGACAGCAUGAGAUAACAUUCAGUGUUGCGGACACUGAGGUGACUUCUAGCAUAUCAAUAAAUUCUUCAGAAGUUCCUGAGGUCACCCAGUCGGAGAAUGUUGGGUCAAGCUCCCAAGCAUCCUCAUCAGAUAAAGCCAACAUGUUGCAGGAAUACUCAAAGUUUCUGCAGCAGGCUUUGGACAGAACUAGCCAGAAUGAUGCCUAUUUGAAUAGCCCGAGCCUUAACUUUGUGACUGAUAACCAGACCCUUCCAAAUCAGCCAGCAUUCUCUUCCAUAGACAAGCAAGUCUAUGCAGCCAUGCCCAUCAACAGCUUUCGAUCAGGAAUGAAUUCUCCACUAAGAACAACUCCGGAUAAGUCCCACUUUGGACUAAUCGUUGGUGAUUCACAGCACUCAUUUCCCUUUUCAGGUGAUGAGACAAACCAUGCUUCUGCCACAUCAACACAGGACUUUUUGGAUCAAGUGACUUCUCAGAAGAAAGCUGAGGCUCAGCCUGUCCACCAAGCUUACCAAAUGAGCUCUUUUGAACAGCCCUUCCGUGCUCCAUAUCAUGGAUCCAGAGCUGGAAUAGCUACUCAAUUUAGCACUGCCAAUGGACAGGUGAACCUUCGGGGACCAGGGACAAGUGCUGAGUUUCCAGAAUUUCCCUUGGUGAAUGUAAAUGAUAAUAGAGCUGGGAUGACAUCCUCACCUGAUGCCACAACUGGCCAGACUUUUGGCUAAAAAAAAUGUGUAAAUAAUACUGGCACUUUAGAACAGAUUAAUCAAGAGUGGGGUUACUCUGUGUAAAAUGGAGUGCUGUACAGAUUUAAGAGCAAUGCGUUAUAACAAGUUAAGCUGAUAUGAAUAGCAAGAUAAUCCAAUAACUGCAUUUUGUUUGGUUAGUCAGCAUUCUUUGAACUGCCUUACAUGUUGUCACCUUUAUAGAAGCAAUGCAUUACUUGUUUUAGAUCAGAAACUUGCUAUUCCACCUACAUCAAGUUUAAAAGGAAAAAAAAAGACUUUCGCACAAUUGUUUCCUAACUGAUAACAUUGUACAUUCUUAGGAGAUUAGUAAUUGUGUGAAAUUUACUCAUACUGUUUCUAAGUUUUUCAGCAUAGUCAUGGCACUUCAGCAGGGAAUCUGAGUAUACUUUACAGAGUGAACUUAUAAGUUUAAAUGUCAAGAGAAUUAUGGCUUAAAUAAAUUAGUAUGUCCUAUAGGGGGAAAAAAAAGAAACCAAGAAACCACCUUUUAAAAAGAGCGAUAUGCCAUAUACCCUUGAUUUUCAUUUUGCAUUAUAUUGACAUGGUUUUUUUUUUGAGAAAAAAAAAGUAAUAAAAAUCUGAUAGUCUAAGACUCCACUAUUUAAAAGCCUAAUUACUUUUAAAAUAUGCAUACUUUCUAAACUUUUACCAAAAUGCAUAACUGUUGAAGCGUUCACUUCUCUAUGAAAGUAUGCAUAUUGGUGUCAGUUUCUUUGUACAGUUGUACUUAGAUAUUUUUUAUGAUUUUUCAUGUGCAGGUAUCAAGGUUUUGAAGUUUUAGUAAAAAGAUAUUCUGUAGAUUACAUUCCCAAGAACAUAAUGCUUACACAAAAUGUAUAUUCCACGUUUUAAAGCUUAAUUGUAUUUUACUUUACCUAUACACUUCAGUUAACAUAGAGCACUUAGAAUCUAUUUGGUAUUUUUGAUUUCUCAGAGUAAAAAAAAUUAGAUUUUUAGGUUUGAUAUGGUUGUGUCAUAAUCAUCUCAUAAUUGAAAUUUUUAAUUUUUGGCAAUAAAAGGAAAUUGGGUAUCUUUGGAACUGUAAAACCUGGUUUAAUCCUUCUCUUUCUAGAAUCUUGAUAGAUUGGAUAAUUAAACAGUAUCCAGAGAAACUAAAGAAAUGGGCAUUUUAAUUGCUUAUUUUAUCUUGAGUUACUUUUUAAUGAACACUGCUCAUUACAAUUUUACAAACCAAAAGUGUUUACUAAUUCUAGUAACUUCAAUUUCUUUUUCAGCUAGAUGAGUGAUCGGAAACUUUUUGUUGCAUUUCAAAAUCUAAAUAAACUACAGACUUUAUCCUUAUACCACGAAUGUUUUUUUUUUUAAUAUUUGUCUUAAAAUGAUACAGCAUGGUACAAUAAACAGUGCUUUUAUACAUAUAUACAUAUUAUAUAUAUACUUUUCUAAAGAACAAUGGUUUGAGUUACACUUUGGACAGUUUAAUUUUUGGAAAUUAACAUUAGUUAUAUUGAUUUUAUUAUCUUCCUUAAUUUGUUCCAACUUUUUGGUUUCUUAUUUUAAAUUUCCACCAUCUUUGUCACAAUGCACAUAUUGAUAGAGCACCAGUGAUGAUCUAAAAUUAGUACCCUUGGAUGAUGAAACUGUUAAUUUCCAUUCUAACUUUUAGAUUGGCCUUACAGAUCUACAGCCUUUGUUUCAGUAUAGAAUGUUAUACACUUAAAUUAUUUUUUUCUUUUAUUUAAUGUUAUCCCAAGACUGUUCUCAUAAAGAAAGGGAACAAAGAAAUAGCCACCCUUAACAUCUUUUACAUUUAUUUUGAAUAUAUUGGUGUUUUUAUGAUAAGGAAUGUAAGUUAUGUUUAAUGUGGUUUCCUCUACACUUUGGUUAUUAAACUUUGCUUGAAGUAUUCUCCCAUUUGACAGCUGUCUUUGCUGCCAAAUUUUUCUAGAAUUUUAGACUUCUUUGAAGUAAAUAUUUAACUUCUGCCAUUAUUGACUCUGAAGAGUGGUGUGUGUCAUGUUGCACAUCACAACCUCAAGAAGGCUUCAUUCAGGCAAGCCCUUGCCCAUGGAACUGUGCUCACCCUCGGGAGGCAGUUGUGUUUUUCACGUACUGCUAUCGGAUGGUAGUAGGCAUUAUUUCCUGAGUUGGCUUUUUGUUUUUUUUUUUUUUAAGCCCAAUCAGUAUUUCUGCUCUGUUGAGAACGUGUACAGCAUGAAGCUUUUUGUUUGUUUGUGUUAACAUCACCAGCACAGUUUUUAGAAUGUGGCUCUACUGCUGAGCAGUUAGGGGAAGCUAAGGAGGGAAGGCCUUUGAAAGUGGCAGUCACGCAAGCAGAAGUUCAGGUGUUGUAUUCCUGUCUUCAACACAUUUCUUUACAUAAUGGCAGACUUUUCUACCACAUUAUAAGCAUUUUUGAGAUAAAUGAUACUUUGGCAUAACUUACUGACUUACCACUUAAGUAUAGUCAUUGCUCUCUUACUGUGAAAUUCUGCAUGCCUACCAGAGUUACCUUGCAUUUAUCAUAUGAUAAAUAUCUCAACAUCUCCCCACUUUGGUUCAGAAAGUUACUUAAUUUCUAUCUGGGCAUUAAUAGAGAAAGCAAGUAGCCUUUUGUGCUACUUUAAAUCAGAAUAUUGAGGAUAUGAGAUAUCCUUUUGCGAUUUUUUUUUUUCAUUUCUCUCAGUGAGCCAAUUGUUCUAUGAAAACAUGCUCUUACACCCUUAAACUUGGUGAAGUGUGAGUGAGGUGUGCUUUCUUAGGACACAUUCUCACAUUUGGAGAUUGGAAAUACCACAUUAGAUGAGGAAAUAUCUCUGGAACAUCUAAAAGUGUGUGUAUGUGUUUUUUAUUUUUUAACUUAUUGCACACAUAUUUCAUUUGGUUCAGAAUACUUGAAGUGGCUCUUAGAUUUUUUGGACCUACUUGCAGAUUUUCUAGUUGAUACCGUAGGAAUCCAUCCUUUUUGCUCUGGCUGAGGGUGGUCAGUGGUUAGGAAGUUUCCUCGUUCUGAGAGGCAAAAGAGGCCUUGUGCUCAGGGUAGGCUUCCAUUUCCACAGGCCAGAGAAACUUGCAAAGUGCCAGCUAAGUUAGCUCUCCUGCCACUUCUUUCAUUUUGUUAAUUUGGGUUUUUAAAGGGCUGUUUUAAAAAAAAAAAAGCCGGGAAACUUUAAAAGUAGGCAUUACUGUAAAACUACAUUUCUUAGGCUUAGAACAUUUUAAACUAGAACUCGUUUUUCACAGUAUACUUACUUGAAGAAGCACUAUUAUAAUCAAUGAGCAACUUUUUGACUCUGCCAUUUAAUUUAAACCUUUUCCGUUUCAAAUUGCUUUAUUUCAGGGAAAUAAUUUUCCAGUUUUUGCUAUAUUCUGCAAAUAAAAACCAUAUGUUUCCUUUUUUCACUUAAACUUUUGGUAGGAAACAAACUAAAGCAGACAAACAUUUCUUGUUGUGUUUGUUGCUUUCUUUAAUCCAAUGGAUAAAAAAGUAAAACCCUGUAAACAUUAUUUUAUUUUUUUAUGCAAUACCAUGCUGUAAAUAUGGUUCAUCAAAUAAGGAUGUACCUGUGAUUGAAUCUUUAAUUCUGCACAGUUAGAGUUUAUAUAUAAACGUGUCUUGACAAUCAAGGACUUUUAUGUGAGUCUUCCUUUAUGAUGUUUAUUAAUGUUAUGCAUUCCAUUUGUUUUGAAGUGAGUACCAAUGUGCUAAUUUGUAUUGUCUGAAAGUAUGUAAUGUUUUUACAGCUUGUUUUUAAGAAUCUGUAAAUAUGUACAAACAGAUCACAGUACUGCUUUAUGUUAGAAGGCAUAUGAUGUUGUACUGUAUGUAAGCAAUAAUACAUAGCAGUGCUAACUUUACAAGUAGCAUCAGGAAAGUUCUAAAAACAUUUCAGAGUUAUUAAUUAUCUUUAUUUCAUUUAAUAAUGAUUAUCUUUAAUCAGUUUUAUAAGCAAAUUCCAUUGUUCCUCCUAUGGGAACAUAACACUGUUUACACAGCAUAAUUGAAGUUGCAGGGGAGACAGGCUAAAUCUGACUUCAUCUGUACUCAUUUUCACUAAGCAUUGAAUGGCCUUACCACUCUUCUGCAAGAUGGAGGAAGACCGCAAAACUUAGUGCCCAUCACACUGAAGGAAGGGGGUGUGUUUUUCUUUUCCUGCUUCUGUACUGCUACCUAACUUUGUGGUUUGCUUUGGAUUUUAAUAUUUGUUUCUGUUUUAGAUUCAAGCCCAUAAGUUUUGAGGUGACUUCAGCUCCAUUGUGAAAUAGUUCUCUUCAUAUUUCAAUAGCUACAUUUCAAGAAUUCUAAACUUUCUACUUUGAUUUUUAGAUACUUAUUUUUCAACCUUGAUUUCUCAGCUGAUCAGAUGAAUUUAUUCAACUUCAAUACAAAGAAAGACAAACCUAUUGUAGUUUGAAUUGAGUAGAUUAGUAUACUGUACAGAACAGCUAACUAUUUGAACACACACAUCACUGCUUUAGAAACAAAACCGCCAAUUUAUAAAUGUAUAUGACCUACAUUUUAUAGGAAAAAUGUUUUUAAAUGCUAGUCAUUUAUAUAAUGUGCUUUGAAGGAUUUGCUAGUCCACUUCUGUCACUUUUUAGUACACUGGUAUCUUUUAUAUGUAAUGUAUGCUUUUUAUUAUUGUAGCAAAGCAUUUCACUAGAAAGAAUUUUGCAACAAUAUGGGGGAAAUUUUUCAUUGUUGGAUUUGAAUUAUACUGGAUUUUAUCUGUGUAGUCUUAAUUGUCUUUAUUUUAAUACUGUCUGGAAGGGAACUUGGUAUCCAAAUAAAGCAGGUAACCUCAUUUUACUUCAAGGGCAUACUGUGUAGUGCUGAAUUUAAUCUGGAAAUCUGAUGAUUUUGAAAAGAAAAACAAGUUUAUAAAAUUGUACAGAAGAAAUUAAAUGUGUAAUGGAAAUCCUGAUGGUGGAGCACGUUGAAUUUUCUGAUAUAUAGUGUUUUCCUGGGAUCCCCUAUGCCUUCUUUGUAUUUCAACUAAUAAAGGAAAAUCCCUGUCAUUGAAACUGGUAGGAUAAUAGGAUAUUCUGAUUAUACAGUAUUACUCCUCCUGUCCCGUUUUCUGACCCUUUCUCAAUCACUGUAAAUUUUAUUUUCUAUUUCUUAACUGAUAAUUAAACAUGUACAUAAUAUAGA
Molecule: messenger RNA, 8140 nt
Organism: Camelus dromedarius (Arabian camel)
Lineage: Eukaryota; Metazoa; Chordata; Mammalia; Artiodactyla; Camelidae
Gene: ZNF148
Product: zinc finger protein 148
Exons: 9
Coding region: 616-3000 (794 amino acids)
Biological process (GO): regulation of transcription by RNA polymerase II
Molecular function (GO): RNA polymerase II cis-regulatory region sequence-specific DNA binding; DNA-binding transcription factor activity, RNA polymerase II-specific
Source: RefSeq, a predicted model, not a curated record